This is a messenger RNA of Pteronotus mesoamericanus, 998 nucleotides long. It is a transcript of the gene MRPL48, whose product is annotated as mitochondrial ribosomal protein L48. Bases 135 to 770 code for a protein of 211 amino acids. Lineage: Eukaryota; Metazoa; Chordata; Mammalia; Chiroptera; Mormoopidae. The transcript has 8 exons. Gene Ontology annotation, cellular component: mitochondrial ribosome. The record is from RefSeq and is a predicted model, not a curated record.
GUUGAGUGACUCUCGGUCGGAUAUUGUUACUGGACCCGAUCAAGGCCGUCACUCCCGUGUUGUCAGCCGACCAGGGAGUGCAACUGCUUGCACCCAUCUUCGGUUUACACAAUAACAGGCCGCCUCAGCAAACGAUGACCGGAGCUCUGGGAAAGGUGCUGUGCUUGAAGAACGAUAUUGUUAAGCAAGCCUUUCUCCUCUUAAGAUUCAGAACUUCAGGAGAGAAUCCCAUCUGUUCUGCAGGUGGCAUUUUGCUGAGUACCAGUCGGCACUACAGGACAAAACCCACCCAUGGCAUUGGAAGAUACAAGCACCUAGUUAAAGAACAAGAGCAUAAGAAGAAGAGGGGAAAGGUGGAAGUGAGACCCAUUAAUUUGGGCACAGAUUACGAGUAUGGGGUUUUGAACAUUCACCUGACUGCGUAUGACAUGGCACUGGCAGAGAAUUAUGCCCAGUAUGUUCACAACCUCUGCAACAAUCUCUCCAUCAAAGUGGAGGAAAGUUAUGCGAUGCCCACCAAAACCAUGGAAGUGUUACGGCUGCAGGACCAAGGCAGCAAAAUGUUCCUGGAUGCAGUUCUUACCACCCAUGAACGAGUGGUUCAGAUAAGUGGUUUGAGUGCUACAUUUGCAGAGAUUUUCUUGGAAAUAAUCCAAAGCAAUCUUCCUGAAGGAGUCAAAUUGUCAGUGAAGGAGCACUCUGAAGAAGACUUCAAAGGAAGGUUCAAAGCUCGGCCAGAACUGGAAGAACUGUUAGCCAAGCUGAACUAGCUCAUUGCAGACUCUUUCAUGCCAGCACUGGUGGUAUUGAGUACCAAGGGGAAUGGCUUUCUGGGUGGUCAAAGUUAAGCAGGAGACCUUGACUCUUAGAUAUAAGUAUGAAUGUCCACAACCAGAAAUUCCCCUUCUCCUUGGUUGAAGAGUGCUCGCCAAUUGUCACCACUUUCCUUUGAGCCAACCUUAGGUAUCCUCCAUCUAAUAAAAAUCUGUUGAUAAUAA